This is a messenger RNA of Aspergillus caelatus, 2186 nucleotides long. Its product is annotated as Zn(II)2Cys6 transcription factor. The record is from RefSeq and is a predicted model, not a curated record. The transcript has 3 exons. The coding region runs from base 1 to 1980 and encodes 659 amino acids. Gene Ontology annotation, molecular function: DNA binding; DNA-binding transcription factor activity, RNA polymerase II-specific; zinc ion binding. NCBI's taxonomy places the organism in Eukaryota, Fungi, Ascomycota, Eurotiomycetes, Eurotiales, Aspergillaceae. Gene Ontology annotation, biological process: regulation of DNA-templated transcription; DNA-templated transcription.
AUGUCCUCUGCCAAACCAAGUGUCACCAAGCGCGCCUGUGAUGGUUGUAAGAUUCGAAAGAUCCGCUGUGGCGGCGGGCAGCCUUGCAGGUCCUGCACCAAGGCCAAAAUAAAAUGUACUUAUGUCCGAGUUCAGCAAUGUCGAGGACCGAGGCGAUUGCGCUCCACGACACAAUUCCUCAUCGAGCAAGCGCAGGUUGGGGGCGACAACAAUGACUGCGAGGAUGCGCACCGCUCAACUGAAGCUAUGCUGGAAAGGCUCAAUCCGAAUACUACGCCUGCGCGACAGACCUCACGCAUGGAAAGUUCGCGAAUUCCUCUCGAUACCUUGACGUCUCCGCUCUCCAUUUACCACGUGCGCAUGUACCCCGUUUGGCCAAUUGUCAACGUCGAAGAAAUGGUGUCCGCACUUCAACGAGAUACUGUUAACAGUGACAACGAGACUUAUGCGUUGUCGACUGCAGUAGCAGCAGCGACAAUAGCUCAACUACGGUUGGAGCAAGGCCCCGGCGCGGGGGAAACGAUCACAGCCGAAAUGUUGGCAGCGGAAUGCUUGCGCGCUCGGAACCUAUGUGAUUAUCGCUCGCAGGUCAACUUGAACAGUAUCCAGACGUCCUUUUUUCUGCAUGUGUACUAUGAAAACCAAAAGCCCGGAGGGAGUGAAUCUCUUCUGCAUUUAAGAGAGGCCAUCUCCAUUGCUCAGAUAAUGGGUCUCCAUCGAGAGUCGUCUUACAAUUCUCUAUCGUUUGAGGAGCAACAAUUACGUCGGCGUGUCCUUUGGCUGCUCUUUGUCACAGAACGGUACCCAGUCACAUUGAAAACGAAUAUCUCAGCCCCGGUGAUUGACGAAAAUGACGAAUCGCAUGUCCUCCCCGCCUUCCUCAAGCUCCUCAACCUCUUCCAGAUCUUCGAGAAAUCAGGGAUGUUUGAUAUUAUUCAGGAUGAAAAUACCGACAUGCAGCCAGGUGCAAAUAAUGUGGGGCGCGUCGAUUGGCCCUUCCUGGAGAGCCUUCAGCGAAAUCUGCAGGACGGAUCGAUGUUAUUUGAGCAUAUCUCGGAUGUACAGAAGGCAGAUCUGUGCGUCACUCGGCACUGGAUGCGAAUGAUCCUAUGGAAACUGUCUGCAAAACACUAUCCGGGGCCUUCCCCGUCCGCCGACCAAUCCAUGUCUCGUUGCUUCCCACUCAACGUCGCCCAGGAGCUAGUAAACAUCGUCUCGCAACUACCUCGGUCGGCAGUUGAGGCGCAUGGUUUGGGUAUGGAGCUCAAGAUUUAUGAGGUUGCUAACUCCCUUGCGGAUGCCAUUAAAGACCUCGCUGUGCUGCCACUCUCUCCCGAAUGGGAUGGCGAGAGUCGUCCAAAUUAUAUCUUAUCUCGUCUUCACUCCAUAUUAUCGACCUUUCGCGGCGGAGGGAACAAGAAAUUGAUUGAUCUUCUCUACCAGAAAAUGGCAGAGGUGCAGGUCGUGAUCGGACCCGCGUUAACAACACCUCUUCGAAAUGCUGGUAGCAGAAAGCGUUGGACACCCCCCACGGAGUGCGAAACUCAGGUUCACGGCCAACAAGCGAAGAGAAUUACCGAGUUGGCUAAUCAAGAUCCUAAUUUAUCCACCUGUUUAGACCCACUUGCUUAUCUGUCCGACGCGAACGACUUGACCUACGUGUCGGUCUGUGAUAUGUCCUUUGGGAGUUCAGACGAUGGUGAUCCGAACCAAGCCCCACAAUACUCAGGUGCAAAUGAUCUCUUUCAACCGACGUAUGACGAGGCAGCAUCCAAUUUUCUGUUUGACACAAGUAGUGUAGCCCUUGAAACGGAAGAAAUGACACCUCUAUCACCCUUAUGGUCGUCGCUAGUGCCGAUGAACGCAAUCACUGAGGACAUAGCAUCCCAGAUCUUACGAGCCUCAACCCAGGAUCUCUUAUUUCCUGGUGCUGAAUUCACGAAUUUUGCUACGAACACUGAUUUUGUUGGUCUCUACUGAAACUGACCUUUCGAAAACAUUUAACACUAAAUUCAAAACCUGACGAGUACAUGCAACAAAGCUUAAUACUUAAAGCGAAAGUCCAGCCGCUUGUUCCCUUCGCCUUCUCGAGCAGCCUGGUCGGACUGGUACGCCACUUUCUCCUCGGGCGUCAUAUCAUUCCACUUCUUCUCUUUCUGUCGAUUGAGGUAACGGAGGUACUCCCU